AACACAUGUGUAAGAGCCGCGGAGGGAGCGAGCGAGUCUGCUAGAGGCCAGCGCCGCCGCCGCCGCCUCCAAGCCGGGCAGCAGCAGCCCCGGCAGCGGCACAGGCUCCAGCGCGCCCGGUCCGGUCCGGCCGCAGCCCCCCAACUCCUGGGCGCGCCCGCCUCUGGGCCGCCGCUCCCGGAUCUGUUCUUUCUGCGGCUGCUCCCCGGCUGGCGGUGCAGGAAGCUCGGCAGAGCCGCCGCCAGACCCCAGCGAACGCGCGAGCGAGCGCGCGGGAGGGAGGAAGGCAGCGGAGGAGGAGGAGGAGGAGCGGGAGGAGCGCGGGCGGGGGCUGGGGCCUCCGGGCGGGGGAAUAUACAAAGUGAAGCCACAUUGCCAAACUUGCAGCAGCGAUUGCAGCAGUUGCUGCCGCUGCGCCGCGCCUCAAGCUGCGCCGCGCGGGCCCAGGGCUCCUGCAGCUGCUUGCGCGGAGCCGGAGGCAGAGGAGAAGGACGAAGACCGAGACUGACACUUUUGCUCCCGGCCGGCUGCCACUUGAGCGGGGUCCCCAACCCAGCCUCAGAGCAACGCGUUUAAAAAAAAAAAAAAAGCAGCCCUUAGCCCCCUCCUCCCCUUUCCUGCUUCUGCGAGAACUCCCUCCCUCCCUCCAGCUCCGCCAGCCGAGGCGCCCCUUCCCUGGAAGCCGAACGGCUUCGCUCGCAUUUCGCCGCCACCGCCUCUCGCAAUAUUGCAAUAUAGGGGAAAAGCAGACCAUGGUGAAUCCGGGCAGCAGCUCGCAGCCGCCCCAGGUGACGGCCGGCUCCCUCUCCUGGAAGCGGUGCGCAGGCUGCGGGGGCAAGAUUGCGGACCGCUUUCUUCUUUAUGCCAUGGACAGCUACUGGCACAGCCGGUGCCUCAAGUGCUCCUGCUGCCAGGCACAGCUGGGCGACAUCGGCACGUCCUGUUAUACCAAGAGCGGCAUGAUCCUUUGCAGAAAUGACUACAUUAGGUUAUUUGGGAAUAGCGGUGCUUGCAGCGCUUGUGGACAGUCGAUUCCUGCGAGCGAACUCGUCAUGAGGGCGCAAGGCAAUGUGUAUCAUCUUAAGUGUUUUACAUGCUCUACCUGCCGGAAUCGCCUGGUCCCAGGAGAUCGGUUUCACUACAUCAAUGGCAGUUUAUUUUGUGAACAUGAUAGACCUACAGCUCUCAUCAAUGGCCAUUUGAAUUCACUCCAGAGCAAUCCACUACUGCCAGACCAGAAGGUCUGCUAAAAGGUCAGAGUAAUGCAGAAUGCGUGCCUUCAUCUCAGAUUUUGUUCAUCACAGGUGGAUCCCAUGUGUCUUCAGUAGCCAAGUCACCUUUGUAGCUAGCACCAGUGCCAGCUUCAUGCCAUUGCACCUUCUUUAGUCUUGAUUGCCCUUCCCGCAUUUAUUGGUGUAUUAAAAUGACUGAAUAUGAACAUUAAGGACUCCAUGAACCUGGGCUAAUGGGAGACUGUAGAGAAAAUGAAAAAAGAUCCACCAGAGGACAUCUUUGGGGGGGGGGGGAGCUUGGGGGGAGGGAAAUGACUAAUGAAGCUAAUUAAAAGAAGCAUUCAAAUCUGCUUUCUACCCUCAUUAACAAUUAGCAGGGCACUGGCCAGAGUUUGUACCCUGUGUUUUACCUUAACAACAUUCUAUUUGCUCUUUGUAUAUUUAAGUGUUGUAAGGAAAUGUGUUUCAAUCAAAACUGAUCAUGAGAUAAAGGAAAGAGAUGUGGCUUUUGUGAUAAUUCUAUCACAAACACUUUUAUUGUAUCUCUGUAAAAUACAAUGUAUGUAUGCAUGUAAGUGUUUUUGUCCUAAUGUUGCUACUCCCAUGACAAAGGAAAAAAAAUUGGAAAAAAAAAAAAUCAGGCUCAUAGAAGCUACUGUGUAGAAAUUUCCCCCUACUUCUAAUUUGCUGAAUGAAGAAAACAAAUCUUUUAUUUGUGAUAUUUUCAGAGACAUUUGCUCUAGUAUGGUGUAUUUAAAUAAUAAAAACUUAAAAAUAUUAAUGGAGUUUGGGGUUAAACACUGCCUUUUCUCUUCUGUAUUUUGGAAAAUGUUAGUUCUUUUGUUUUUAAGUUUUAGGGGUUGUGGGGACGUAGUGUGUAUAUUUAUUUAGCUCUGGGCCAGUAAGGUAUUCUUCAAAUUACAUAAUCAUACCAUUUUGGCCCUGGUACAAAGCCAUGUUUCUAAUGGAAUCUCCUUUUUUAUAAGUUCAGAAUAUUAAUUCUGUUAACAAAUACUUCAUUACACUUCCAAAUCACAGUGACUGUGUGUGUGUAUAUAUAUAUUUAUUUGCUUCUUCAGUUAUUUCAUGUAUUUUUUCUCUGUAAGAAAGCUUCCUGUAUUGAUGAAAAGCAUGUUAGAGAACAUAACAUAAUCAUCUUGUUCUCUUACAAGUUUAGUUCAGUAUAAAGGUAUAGUUUUUGAAGUAAAUUGCAUUUCUAAACCAUACCUGUACACAUUUUGAAGCUCCAUUGGCUGGUAAGAAUCCUGGAUCUCUUUUACGGUGCUCGUCGCUGGGAGUAGCAGCCAUUUCCCAGUGAGCUGCUGGAGUCGUGUGGUCUGCUGUGUGAUUUGUUCUGCUUUUGUAGUCCUUACUCUGCCUUUCCAUAUGUUUGGGGAGGAUUCGGAUUUCAUUUUAGUAGUAUUCCUGAGCUGUUUAGUUGCUAGUUCUGGGCAGCAGAGUAUCCAAAACGGCAACUGCAAUGCCAGCAGAGGUGCCCUGUGGAAAAAAUGUGCAGUGCAAGAGCUCACUGGGUGGGUCUGACUGUUGCCAGAAUGAAAAACCACACACCAGGGCUGCGUGCUGGGUCUGCGCUGCCAGGCUCCAUCUGGGUGAGCAAAUCACAACUACAACUUUUAUCACAGGCUAAUAAAACCAGGUGUGCUUAUAAUGUUACUUUACAUUGUCUUUAAAAAAAAAAAGGCACUUAAUUUUGUCUUGUUCCAGGAAAACUCUUGAAAUGGACCCAUCUCUUUGAAAGUGGGAAUAGGCUACAUAGAGGGAUUUAGCUCGGUACCUCUCAGCUCACAGUCAGCCUCCCUUUGAGAGUUUCUGUGCUCACUUCCUGCUUUCAGAGAUUACAGGAAAAAUCAGUUGCUCACACUACAAGCUUCCGUAAACCUCCUAUAGGAGCAUUUAAGGGCCAAGAGUUAAAAGUGAAUUGUUUGGAGGAGCUUUAUAAAAAAGGGAAUGAGGGAAAAAAAAAGAUUAACAAAAAUCAUACAAAUUACAUAAUUUUUUUUUCAAGAGUUACAUCCUUGGGGAGUUUCUAGAAACUAGUUCUGUUUCCUAGAAACUGUUCUGUUUCCUAAUGUUUUUCUUUUAAGAUUCUUUUUAAAGGAACUUGGAUUUAUGUGGAUGGUUAAGGGAAACGUGUUAAUACAAUUGCAAGCAUCUCCUAUGUUCUUUUUGGCAUAAGUACGUAUGUCCCAUAUAGUGUAGAAAUUCAAAGGAGAUGGUUAAUAACUUUUGGUAAGUAAUACAGUGUCAUAUUUAGAGAGGUGGAGGGCUAAGGUCAUUAAAGACUUUAAAUGAAGUAGUAUAUUGCUGGUUCCUCAAGCACUGCUGCAUAUUUAAUAACGAAUGAGCUUCUAAAAGCAUUUCUUAAGUUGCAGACCUAUAAGAUUACAAAUGUCACUCAUGUUAGUAUAAUCCACAUUGCAAGCAAUGAAGCCUUCUCUUUGAUGUGCUAAAUUGGAGAAGGACUAAUGGAGCUAUGAGUAUACAAUAGAACAUAUUUAAGUAGUAGUCUUGCUUUAGGUAAAACACUUCCUUGAAACCAGAGGCAUUUUAAACAAUAAACUCUGGCUCUAAUGGGGGUGCUCUAUGUGGAUAGAAAGCUACUAAAAACACUCAGGUUUAUUCUGAUGUGAGCAGGGAUUGUGUGCAGUUCCUUCCCCAACCGCAGCAUUCCUUAGGAAAAAAAAAUACACGAGCUUAUUCGUUGCAUUUGUGAUGCUAUUAGUUUGCGAAAUGAACGCCGUUCUUUUGAAAGGACUUAUUUAAUAUUAACCGUGUCACAGAAAAACAUGGCCCCCAGUCCCUACAGCAAGUGCAAUUAAAAAGAAAAGCAAAUGUUACUGAGCCCUGCUGAACUGCUAAAAAAAAUUAUGUUUAUGAUACAUAUAAAUGUCUCAAUCAUGCAAAUUGUCACUCUUGCUAAUGAAACAAUUUUGUAAAAAGAUUGUCCUCUAAAAGGGUUUAAUGUUUUUACCUAUCCAACUGUCUGCUUAGAUUUACAUAUCCUGCAAGGCUGGGGAGCCUGAAGUCUUUCCAAACCAAAUCGUUUGCCACAAGAAACUAUUCCCAGCUCUUCAUGAUUUAUUAGGAAGUAGUUCAACAUAGACUGUAGCAUCUUAUAAAAUACAAAAUGAGAAACUGUCACACCAAAACGAAGCCUGUGAAUUUGUCAUCCUCUUAAUAUUAACUGUAUUUAAAUUCUUUUGCCCUUAUUAACACUGAUAUUUGAAACAACUAAUCAUCUAAAAUGAAGCUCUUAAAUUAAAUGGCUUUAAAUGUCAAUAUAGUAAGAUUCUAAUGUGUACUACUAUUUAUAUAAAAUAAUUCCUAGGGCCAGUAAAUUAUACAACAAACACAGUGAACCCAAGAACUCUUACCAAGUCUAGCAAAGAGUUUCCAUGUAGCCUAACUAAUUGUGUUUAAAUUUAGAAGAGAACUUUUGGUUUCUAGAAGCCGCCUUCACUGGGGGAAUUGUAUCCUGGGUAUUUGCACACCUAAACUGAUUCAGUUGAAGGGCCCACUGGAAGCACAGACCCUUUGCAAGUUGAUAUUACUUGUGGCUUUGUUACAAAGACUUGCCUAUUGUCAAUCCAGCCAAAUCACAGAAAUGCUUAUUGCAGUUAAAUAGCAAUUUGUUUCCAUGAAACCGCAAUUAAAGUAUUACUGAGCAGCCAUUUUAGAUUGGCAAUGCUCUGAAUGCAUGUUAAACAGCCAGCAACUCACCCUUGCCGAGUCAGAUCUGAGUAGCAGCAAAGGGUAACAUGUUCGCCCACCUCCAGCAUCUAGUUAAAAAAGGCCUGUGGAACCUCAGAAUAGCCUGUGGUCCCACUGUGAACACCCUGAGAGCAGUGACAAGUCAGGGCUGAUUUUUGGAAGGUGAAUUUGCAACUUACCUCAAGUGAAUACUAUUUGCAGUUGUACAAGAAGUGCUUUAUGCUAGUAGAUCUGUGCAUGUUUCCUAGAGGGAAUGUUUUCAAGUUCAGAUUGAUUCUGCUGAGAAUGGACUGCAACUAUGAGGCCUCAAGCCAAUAAUGUACUACAGGUCCUGACAUGUUACAGCUGUGUAAACAGGGCCAUUCUAUCUCCUAAAUCACAACUAAUAAAGCAUAGGACGAAAAUCAAUUGAUUCUGUUAUAAGUUCUUUGAAUGAUGCUGGAAAGUUGUUUAAUGACUCACUAUUAGAAUGACUCUCCGAGUUGAGCCAGCAAAAUAACUAUUUUAAUUAUCUCUUCCCUCAGAAACAGGGCAGGACAGCCUUUCCUGGGUAUUAGCAUCCCACAGAUCAAAAACCUGCUGGGGAAAGGAUCUGAACUGAAUUCUUCCUGUGGAUCUAAAGUUCAGGAUUUGUUGAGUGAGAAAGGUGAAGUGCAAAGGCUUUGUUGAAAAUGCGAAACAUUAAUGUAAGAUCCUGAGAGAGGAAAGGAUUUCAGAGGUGGUGUUUUAAAAUGCAAUUAGCACUGAAUUCUAACCAGCUUGGGAACAAUCAUUAGCUCACAAGAACAGGAGGCGUCUCACUCUCUUUCGGCCUAGAAAGUUCCCCUUACCUUGAAUCAAAAGGUUUACAUCCUCAACUUGUUCAAAAAUAAUUUUCAUGUACGGUGCAUCUGUUCGUAGGCUGUUAUCAGUGUUGCUUAAACUAUCUUUUUUUUUUUUAAGAAAUAAACAUUAAAGAGUUUCUCCUAAAUUAAUCUUUCAUUUUUGUGAAUUGGAUGUUUUUAGGAACGAUAAAGAGGAAAUCGGAGGACAAACCAAAUUUGCAAAUGAAGAUUAAUUAUGAAAACUGGCAAGGAAAUUGAUUACUUGGGCUGCAAUUGUAUAACUUUUUCUUUAUUUAAAAAAGGUCUGUUGGGGUGGCUGUCUUGUAAAUUCUGCAUAUUCUAGGACUUGUGAUUCAAUUUCUAUCACUAAUCACAGGACUUAACACUUUCUAUAAACCAUAUGUCUUUUAAUGUAUAUUUAAUAUAGUAACUUUUUCUUGGUGUUGCAUGGUGCUUUGUAAAUGUAUUUAUACUUUAACACUUACAAUUUAUAACUACUUGCACAUGUUGUCUCAUUCAGGCCUCACAAUAACUCUGUUAAUUGUUAUUAUUAUCUCAGUUUUACAGAGGAGGUCCUUACUCAGUUCAGGGAGGUGAGUUAGCAGGGCCUAGAGUGCGGUUAGUGGGCACAGACUUUGGAUGCAAAAUUUAAGGGGGCACCAAAAAUUUCAAUAAUCAAGAUAAUGUUUUAAUGCAGUUAAAAAAAAAACAAAAUUAUUGCAAAAAAAAAAAAAAAAA
This is a messenger RNA of Choloepus didactylus (southern two-toed sloth), 6526 nucleotides long. RefSeq names its product LIM domain only 4 (gene LMO4). The coding region runs from base 753 to 1250 and encodes 165 amino acids. The record is from RefSeq and is a predicted model, not a curated record. The transcript is spliced from 5 exons. Lineage: Eukaryota; Metazoa; Chordata; Mammalia; Pilosa; Megalonychidae.